UCAGACAUUUUUCUGUUUUUGUUAAUUUUUAAAUCUCAUUCACUCAUUUUAAAAAAGCUCAUUCAAAAUCACUGAACACAAAACAAUGCCCAUUAAUUUACGAGGGCGUGGAGCAUGACGUCACCACCAUCGACGCAUAACGUAAACAUUAGACUGAAGAGAUGCCGACUUCUUGGACUUUUGUGCCGUUACAGGAAAAGGUUUAUGUGUUUCGGAAUGGAAAGAGAAUUGUAAUGAGUUCUGGGAAUCAUGAUAUUCUUCCCGAUGUUUGCGAGGUGGAGGUAAUAUCAGAAUCCGAUGUUUUAAGAAGUAAAAUCAAGUGGAAGAAAGAAGAUGGCGUUAGGGUUGUGUUUUCUGACCAAAAGAAAGUGGUUCUUAAAGUGUGUGACUUCAUUUGGAAUGAUAACGAAUUCUCAAGACAGUUCAAGGAUGUCACUACAGCAGAAAGCUUUGUUUCAACUUUUGAAAAGCGUACAUAUAUAAGUGCAUCAGAAAUGGAGACACAAGAACCGCUGUACAUGGCAGAAAUUGUAGACUUAAUUCCUGAUACACCUGUACCAUUCAAUAAACAGACAUCAUUGACCAGUUCCAAAAGGAAAACCCUGAUACCUGUUUUGAUGUCGCCAGUGGAACCAGCAAUAAAAAAAACUAACUCACUUGAAGAAAAAAUGCUUGAUGGAUUAUAUCAAAUUGAACUGAAGCAAAUAAGUGAAGCGCCUGAAAAUAUACGCCUCAGGGAUAUUGACAGUGACUUUGUAGAUCAGAUAAAGACAGAAAUGGAAUUAAGUGGGAACAUUGCUACCCAGCCACUAGCAUUGUGUAUACCAAACUUAAAAGAAGACGAAUUUGAGGAAUCAAAUAUCAACAAUUACGACUUUAUUUGCCUAGGUGGCAAUCAUUUAAGAUGUGCUUAUGAAAAGUUACAUAAGAAGCAUGCAUUUGCCAAAAUUUAUGUAGAUCUGACAGACGAAGAGUGUCUAAUUGUGGCAAAGUUUCACAAUGAAGUUGGUCACUAUGUUAAAGAGCUAACUAAUUUUGACAUGGUAAUACACCUUUCUUGUCAAGUCAAGUUGAAAAUUUACUAA
Molecule: messenger RNA, 1085 nt
Organism: Mytilus trossulus (common blue mussel)
Lineage: Eukaryota; Metazoa; Mollusca; Bivalvia; Mytilida; Mytilidae
Exons: 7
Coding region: 162-1085 (307 amino acids)
Source: RefSeq, a predicted model, not a curated record